CCGACCAUACCCCAAAGAAGCGCGAGCAUGGCUCACCUCGAGAUUCAAAGCCAAGACGGCCUUUAUAGCUGGUGGCAAGCAGAGAGCCACCAUGGACACCCUUGUAGUCAACAAAACCGACGAGGCCGCUGUAUCGAAAGCCUCAAGUGUCUAUAAAAGAGCUAGAACACUUUCUCGAACCAGAGUCUUAUUGCUCCUGCAUCAAGCUCGUCUCAAGUCGUUCACUUGACUUUGCAAUUGGACCUUCGUUUAGCCCAAAAAUCACAAUCGCUUGAUACCAAAUACCGCCAAAAUGCGCGCCGGUAUCCUUUCAUCAGUCUUCCUGGCUGCCACCGGGGCGACUGCCACGUUCGACAAGCUCCCUGAGCACCUCCGUGAGCACGUUAACAAGCACGUCCAGGAGAAGAACGCCAAGAAGGUCGAGGAGCAGGACCCCAAGCCCCAUCACCACAAGAUCUUCUUCCCCGACGAUCCUGAGAACCAUGGCCGUCAUUGGGACCUCUGCCGUGACCCCAAGCACUGCGACCCCAAGGACUCCAUGGGUGAUGUCAGCUUCAACGUGACCGAGGAGGACCUCGUCUUCGACUUUGCUCGCAAGAACACCCGCGAGGAGGUCCGCUUCGAGGAGAUUGAGAUCUUCCUGAGCGCCAACCAGAGUCAGUUCGACGACAGCCACCGCUUCGGUACCCACCGCAACCAGUGUGGUCCCCACGACGACAGCGUCCGCUGUCGCUUCCCCUUUGAGGAGGUUGUCGAGGGCGGCCGCCAGGGUCUGUGCCCCAACGGCCAGAGCGAGAACUUCAUCUUCUACAUCAAGAUCAAGUCCGUCGUCAAGGUCAAGGAGGAGCGCAUCGAGCUCUUCAACAAGGCCAUCCGCCGCCAGCAGGCACAGAUUGGCAACGGCCGCCACUUUGGCCGCGCCGCCGAGGACGAUGCCAAGGACUACGGUUUCUCCCUGGACGACCACUUCAAGAUCGGCUACCAGUGCUGCGAGACCAAGUGUGACUGCUACGAGAAGGAGUGCGACUUCCACGCCGACUAUAAGCACGGCGAGGACAGCGAGGGUCUGGCCAUUGAUGAGCAGAAGGCCAAGCUCGGCGAGCUCAAGCAGGGCACGCACGUCGUCGCCCGCGACGUCGAGGAGUCUGAGCAUGCUUGCCACCACAACGACAAGGACGAGGUCUGCUGCUGCAAGCCCUGCAAGCCUGAGGAGCCCAAGUGCGAGCCCAAGUGCGUCUGCAAGCCUGUCGUCAAGCAGGAGUGCAAGCCCGUGAUCAAGCAGGAGUGCGAGAUCCAGUGCAAGCCCAAGUGCGAGCAGGAGUGCAAGAAGAAGACCGAGCCCAAGUGCGAGCACGAGUGCAAGAACAAGUGCGAGUGCAAGGAGGACGACCACGAGUGCAAGCACAAGUGCGAGCACAGCUGCAAGGGCGAGUGCCAGCAUGAGUGCCAGCAUGAGUGCCAGCAUGAGUGUAAGCAUGAGUGUAAGCACGAGUGCAAGCAUGAGUGCAAGCACUCCUGCAGCCACAAGCACAAGUGCAAGCACGCCCACAAGCACAAGCACGCCCACAAGCACAAGUGCGACCACGCCCACAAGCACGGACACAAGCACUCGCACCACCACAGGCGCAACUUUGGCGGCGAGGCUGGUGCUGAGGACUGUGCCGAGACCGGCCCCGAGGCCUACAACUUCUCGGUUGACGACCACUUCAACAUUGGCUACCAGUGCUGCGAGUCCAAGUGCGAGUGCUACGAGAAGGAGUGCGACUUCCACGCCGACUACAAGCACGGUGAGGAGAGCCAGGGCAUGGACAUUGAGGACCAGAAGACCAAGCUUGCCGAGCUCCAGUCUAAUCAGGGCGAGAAGGAGGCCAACCAGGAGCUCGUCGCCCGCGUCGCUGACGAGGAGGAGGCCAAGCACUGCAAGCUCUGCCCUACCGGCAAGUGCUGGCGCAAGCCCCAGACGCCUCACCAGAAGCGCUCGUACAACCGCCCCGAGGACUUUCAGUGCGAGGGAGCCUUUGUCAAGGCUUUUGGCCGUGGCCAGAACAACACCCACCGCUUCCACGAGCUGAGCGACAGCAAGCCCGAGGCCUGCAACGUCGAGGACGGUGUCUUCCACCGCCACUCGCGCUCCGACCUCGAGGUCUCCGUCAAGGGCCCCAUCACCUUUGACGACCGCGAGUUCGGCUUCUUCUCCAUUGCCCUCGAGAAGAAGCGCGAGCACACCUUCCUGGCCAUCAAGGUCAAGGUUGACGACGUCGACUUCUUUGUCGCCGAGAUUGCCGUCUUUGUCGACUGCGACGGUGGUGUCAGCAACUACAAGAACGCCGACACUAAGCACCCCUCGGUCUGCAAGCCUGACUCGUACCCCCACCGUCACGUCGACGAGAAGGGCAUCGACAAGUUCAAGUUUGAGAUUGAGGACACCUUCCAGUGCCGUGGCGACUACUUCAUCGCCAUCUACGUCCUCGUCUGCGUCAAGGACGGCGACAACUGCCACUACCGCAAGCACACCCCCCACCACCGCGAGGACCCUGAGCCCAAGGAGCACCACCGCAAGAACCCUCACGCCCAGAUCCACUACUAAGCGACGCCGCCACCUCGCGGCCGCUGACGGGUCCCGUCCGGAUGGAACGAUAGCUGGAUAGGCGUGCUCACCAUGAGGAAGACCUGCUCUCCUCUCCAAUGGGAGAGAUCUGUCACUCUGGUGUACCGGACGGGGUUUUUUUUUUUUUUUUUUGGCGUU
Molecule: messenger RNA, 2746 nt
Organism: Emericellopsis atlantica
Lineage: Eukaryota; Fungi; Ascomycota; Sordariomycetes; Hypocreales; Bionectriaceae
Exons: 1
Coding region: 293-2587 (764 amino acids)
Source: RefSeq, a predicted model, not a curated record